Bemisia tabaci is the source of this 1857-nucleotide messenger RNA. Lineage: Eukaryota; Metazoa; Arthropoda; Insecta; Hemiptera; Aleyrodidae. The record is from RefSeq and is a predicted model, not a curated record.
AUAUCCUUACUCACAGUCAGUGAUGAGAGAAACCAGCGAGUGGGUUCCUUUAAAAAGUUGGGAACUGUCUCCAACAAACGUGUUUUUCCUACGUGAUUGGCGCCUCGUUAAAAAUAUAAACUUGCCGUAGAUCGGCAAAUUAUCGUUGAAAUUUGUGCAAUGUUUUCAGAAACUACAGUCGAAUAUAUUUUUGCCCAGUACCGGUGGGUGGUUGUCUGUUUAUUUUUAUUACCGGCAACAUUCGUGUAUGAGAUUGGUUGGCUGUUCCGGCGAUGGUACAUCCUUUACACUCAGCAGGCUCCAAAAAAUCAUCCUCAGAAAGUUAAUUACGUUCAAAACCAGGUAAAGGAGAGAAACAGAGGCCACUCCAACUUGCCAAUGUGCACAGCCCGGCCAGGAUGGCAGAGUAUGACCCUCAGGGAACCGAAGUACAAACAGACAAUGUACCUUAUUGAAGUUGAUCUGAAGGACAUCAUUAAAAUCGACGAAAAUAAGCAGACCGUCACUGUAGAGCCCUUGGUAACAAUGGGGCAGCUUACUAGAACUCUAAAUGCAAAUGGCUGGAGUAUUCCUGUUGUCAUUGAGUUGGAUGAUGUUACAGUUGGAGGGGCUGUCAUGGGACAAGGCGUUGAGUCUAUGUCUCACACUUACGGGCUUUUUCAACAUAUUUGUCUAUCCUAUGAAAUUGUGGUCAGUGAUGGCUCCGUCAUAACAUGCUCAAAGGGAGAGAAUUCGGAUCUUUACUAUUCUAUCCCUUGGUCCUACGGAACCCUAGGUUUCUUGACGGCUGUUGAAAUUCAAAUGAUCCCAGUAACGAGCUUUAUUAAAUUACAAUACCACCCUGUUCACUCACUGGAUGACAUGGUGAGAAUAUACGAGAAAGCACUCUCCGCUGAGGCAAAAAAUGAUUUCGUGGAGACCCUGGUGUUCACGUCAAACACUGCAGUUGUAAUGACAGGAACAUUUGUGAAAGAUGCACCAUUUAUGAGGCAAAAUAGAAUUGGUCUGUGGUACAAACCGUGGUUCUUCACCCACGUACAGAAGUUCUUGAAGUGGGGUCCAGGCUAUGAAUAUAUACCACUACGUGACUACUAUCAUCGACACACACGAUCGUUGUUUUGGGAGAUCGGGGAUAUCGUUCCGUUUGGAAACAACCCCUACUUCAGGUUUUUCCUCGGCUGGCUGAUGCCUCCGAAAGUUUCUUUUCUGAAAUUGACUCAAACAGACGUAAUCAAGCGGUUGUAUGACAAAUUUCACAUGGUAGAGGAUUUCUUAGUGCCUUUGAAGACGUUAAAGGAGUGCUUGGUUUAUUUUGAGAGUAAAGUAAAUAUAUAUCCGAUAUGGCUGUGUGCUUUUAAACUGCCAAACGAUCCAGGCUUACUGCAUCCUACUGGAGAAAAGGAGGAAUUGUUCGUUGACAUUGGCCUGUAUGGUGAGCCAAAAGUGAAACAUUACGAUUCCGUGAAGACAACAAAAGAUAUGGAAUUAUUUGUUGGUGACAAAAAAGGGUAUAAAAUGCUGUAUGCAGGCACACAUCUUACACAGGCGGAAUUCCGUAUGUAUUAUGAUCAUUCACUGUACGAUCGACAAAGGAAGCUCUACAACGCAGCAAGCGCGUUCCCAGAGAUUUACGAUAAAGUCAAUCGGAAAGUGCGCGAUUAGCUCAUUUUUCUUUCAUUCAACUCCACAAACAAGCCAUUGUUUUUUUGUCCUAACAUUCGUAACUUUUCUCAUUUAUUUCUGUGCUUGACAUAACUUUUGAUGAGGCAGUAUUUAAUUUAUCAAAGAAUUUCAUGGCAUUUGCCAUAAUACAGAAAUAAAAUUCCACUGAAAUAAUAAAAUUAGACUGUAUUCUUA